CGCAGCGCAUCACCUGUCACACGCAGUGUGACUAUUAUCGAACCUGUAAACUACAGUAUUACGCAACAAUACGCACAAUCCAUAACAGUAUGUUCACAAUCCAUUUCUAUGGAGAUGGAAUGUUUGAUUUCUCCAGAAUGUCAGAAUGUUAGCUAAAAACAUUAGUUUGCGCCAACCCAAGCACGAACACAUUUGCGAAUUAGCUACGAUUACUCAUCUUUAUUUUGAGUUAUUGUCAAAAGUCCAUCUAUCAUUUCCUCAAAUAAUUCAUGGAUUUUAGCAAUAAAAUCCCGCGUGCCCUUUCUACAUCUGCACAGAUGUUCAGUCUGAGUGCUGAAUACCGGCAGACUGUAGAGCGGUGCUGGGACAAGAACUACUACAAUGAGCAGAAGAAGCUGAUGAAGCAGUUUUUGGUGCUCCAGAGACAAGGCCUCCAGAGUCAUGUCCCUCACCACACCACCGUGGAGGACAUGAGCAACUGGCUUAUUAAGAACAAGUCCCUGGAGCGAGCCCCAGUACUGCAAAACGAUGAUGAGGAAGUGAAUCGCUGGUUGGGGUUCAGAAAGGAAGCAGAGGAAGGGAAUGACAUUAGUCACCUGACCUGGGAGGUGAACACUCAACUCAGAAUGAGGGACGUUGAACAUGAGGCUUUUACUGAGUUGGCCACCGACCUUAGUCAGGCCAUUAACUCACUUGACUUUACUGCUGAUCUCUCCUACCUAAACCCUGAGGUCUGCGAUGAAGUUGUAAGAGCUCGAAAGACCAUUUCCCAGAGCCUGGCCUUCCAGCCGUACUCCGAGCUGUGCUGUCCCUCUAAGGUGGUGGUGGACAUCGUGUCCAGGCUGCUCCAGGCCCUCUGGUCCUGCCAGAUGGAAAGCCCCUGUGACCGGUCCUCCAUGGCCCUGAGUGACAUGAGUGUCACCAUAGUGCUGGCAGUAGUGGAGAACCUCUCUAGAGUUCUGAAGGCUCCUCCUGUCGCUCAAGUCUACUACUCCCGUUCCACUGGUGUCAGGAUGGUCCACUCACUCAACCGUAAGAUCCAGUGCCUAAACAGCCCUGAGGACCUUAGGAGAGCUCUUUUCACCCAAAGUUCCACCUUGAUCAGCACCAUCAUUGAAGCUGUGAGCACCAAAGUCCAGAGGCUGUUUGAAGCUCCUGCUGACUACAUUCCAUUAAGCUCUAUCCGCAGCUGGCUAUCAGAGCCCAAGGCAAGCGAGGUUCGUCCAAAGUGCCCUGACCAGCUGGUAAUCUCCUCGGAGCUCCUGAGGAACAUCAUUGGUAUGAUAGUUUAUGUAGUCUUCGAAGGCCACCUAGAGGAAGACAUCAACCUUCAUUACUGGCCCCUCAUAAACGACAUAAUCCACCAGCUGUCACUGUGUGGGGUCAAAGUCACAAAGAAAGGGGGCAAGGCCAACUGGCACAUUGGCUGGUACCAGAUCCUUGAGAUGGUGACAAAUAUCCAUACUCAUCUUCAUUACUAUACUGGCACAGAGAUGGUACUAAAGUUGGCAACAUCUGCCAGGGCCACCAUGCUAACGAGGCACAUGGUUCACCAUGUGGUCGAGGAGCUGGUAAAGCUGAAGGACGUGGAUGAAGGGACAUUAGCUUCAGGGAGCAGUGAGUCUGUCACAGCACCCCUAAUCACUAACCCCGUCAAAGUGGACAACAUCACAACAAACAUGACCACGACUCCAGUUGACCUCCAGUCAGGCUUUGCCCCGGCACCAUGCAUAUUACCCCCAGGCUUUGCCACUGCAUCCUGCAUCCCACCACCGGGCUUUGCCCCAGCAUCCUGCACCCUACCACCAGUCUUUGCCCUGGCAUCACGCCCACUCCCAGCAGGAUUUUCCCCGGCAUCAUGUCCCCCACCACCAGGCUUUGCCCCUCUAUCCUUCCCCCCACCACCAGGCUUUGCCCCUCUACCACCAGGCUUUGCCCACUUCCCCCCCACCACCAGGCUUUGCCCCUCUAUCCUGCCCCCCACCACCAGGAUUUUCCCAGGCAUCAUGCCCCCCACCACCAGGCCUUGCCCCCAACACCAGGCCUUGCCCCUCUAUCAUGCCCCCCACCACCAGGCUUUGCCCAUCUAUCCUGCCCCCCACCACCAGGCUUUGCCCAGGCAUCCUGCCAGCCACCACCAGGCUUUGCCCUUGCAUCCUGCACCCUACCACCAGUCUUUGCCCCGGCAUCAUGCCCACUCCCAGCAGGCUUUUCCCCGGCAUCAUGUCCCCCACCACCAGGCUUUGCCCCUCUAUCAUGCCCCCCACCACGAGGCUUUGCCUCUCUAUCAUGCCCCCCACCACCAUUCUUUUCCCCUCUAUCAUGCCCCCCACCACCAGGCUUUGCCCUUCUAUCCUUCCCCCCACCACCAGGCUUUGCCCCUCUUUCAUGCCCCCCACCACCAGGCUUUGCCCCGGGAAAGCUUUCCCCCGGCAUCUUGCCACCCACCACUCACUAUCGCAGAUCAUAUCUGCACUCUAAUUCAGAGCAUCACUGCCAGAUCCAACAACAUCGUCAACAAGGAGCUGGAGAAGUGUAUCGACUCUUAUAGUAAGAGCAUCUGGGCUGACACUUUCUACUGCGAGUACAUGAAGAUGUACCCAUCACCCCAGGGGAUUGAAGCCUUCUCAUUUGAUGAGGAGAGAUUUUUAGUGGUGGCCAACAUAAUCGGCAGAAUAUUGCUGAACAAUCUCCAGCUGGAGAUGCUCCUCUCAGUGGAAGACUUUAAUGUGGAUGAAGUAGGGAGCAGUGGGUCUGUGGACUUGAACCUGGCGAUCCCAGAGACCCCUAACCCUGUCAAAGUGGUAGACAUCACAACACCCCUGACCACUAAUCCAGUCAACCUUGAGGUUUUGGAUGAAACACUUGUCCUUCAGUCAGGCUUUGCCCUGGCAACCUACACCUCGACGCCAAGCUUUGUCGCAAAUGCCAUGCAGGGCUUUGGCACCAAAGUCAUCCUGAAACAAAUGGUCCUGCUAUAUUCUUGGAGAGGCUCCCUCCUUCGUCAGAGGACCUUGAGUCAGAGUUCCUGA
Messenger RNA from Oncorhynchus keta (chum salmon), 3032 nucleotides. RefSeq lists its product as uncharacterized. Bases 270 to 3032 code for a protein of 920 amino acids. NCBI's taxonomy places the organism in Eukaryota, Metazoa, Chordata, Actinopteri, Salmoniformes, Salmonidae. The transcript has 12 exons. The record is from RefSeq and is a predicted model, not a curated record.